Messenger RNA from Diprion similis, 1730 nucleotides. Its product is annotated as D-beta-hydroxybutyrate dehydrogenase, mitochondrial. The transcript is spliced from 6 exons. Lineage: Eukaryota; Metazoa; Arthropoda; Insecta; Hymenoptera; Diprionidae. The record is from RefSeq and is a predicted model, not a curated record. The coding region runs from base 399 to 1358 and encodes 319 amino acids.
GAGCAUUCCGACUGGAUUUCUGGUCACCGCAGUUGUAAGCCGCGAACCGAUGCGCGCACUUUCGAGUUCUCUUAGUCCGCUCGACUUUUUUUCAUCGUAAAAUAUAAUAUCUCGUCGAUUAAAUCUCGUGCGGGAGAAUUCCGAGUUUGGCAAAAUAAAACUAAGUCAUCGAAAAGUCUCUGACGAGUUAAUUAGCAUUUUGUCUGCUUCAAAAACUUCGUAGUGUGUAUACAUCUAAACGAUCUUAACGAUACAGGAGACCAGUUUAAUUGAAGGACGAUCGUUUUACCUCGAUCCAUCUAACGAUGCUGUGACACUGGACAAACCGUGAUCUUUACAAGGGAUUUUAAUUUACAUGUACUCCUCCAGCUGCUAGUCUUCAGAGAUAGCCAACGCCGAUGGACCCAGCAACCGGGGCCAUGCUGGCCCUGCAGAUCCUCGCCUUGUGUUCCAUAGUCGCGGCCCUCCUCGCCUACCUGGUCAGGCAGUCGCGGAACGCCUCGAAUGAGUUUGACGUCAGGAGCAAGAGGUACGUGCUGGUGACGAGCUGCGAUAACAGCGUUGGACUCCAGAUUGCCAUCGCCCUGGCCGAGGCGGGAUACAAGGUGUUCGCCGGGCUGCUGGAGCCUGAGGGGUCAUCCCCGUCGGCCAAGAUCAUCCGGGCGCUCGACGAUCAGCGGAAAAAGGAACCCGCUUUGACGGAAAUAGCCGAGGACGGUGCGGUGGCCCUUGCCCAGGGACAGAUCGUCCCCUUGGAGCUUGACCCAACCAGGGAGGACAGCCUCCACGCCUGUCUGGACGCGGUGAGAGCCAGACUUCCGGCCGGAGAAGACGGACUGUGGGCGGUUGUGCAUACAGGAGGACUCGCUUUAGCGGGUGUGAUCGAGCGGCAGGAAAGCUCAGCCUGGGAAUGCAUGCUUCGACACAAUCUGGUGGCCCCGUUGAGGACAGCUAGAGCCUUUAUUCCGUUGCUGCGUGCUAAAAGAGGUCGCAUCGUUCUGCUCGGUGACUCCGAGGCCACAUUUUCGAGGGCACCUGGCUUGGUCGCCUACAGCGCGUCCCGGCGAGGCGUCGAGGGUGCAGCCGAGGCGCUAAGGGCGGAACUCCUGACGUCCGGAGUAUCGGUCGUCCUCUUGAAGCCGCCCCCAAUCAACCCUCUCGUUCUCUACGGACCACCCAUCCUCAAAAGAAUUGACGUGGAAUCUGGAGCAAAGGGCGCGGAAGGUACGUGGACUGCUCCUUUGCCAACGAAAGCAAUCCGGCACUCGUUGGCGCCAGCGUUGGGUUCCCCUUGUCCACUUCCAUCUUACAACAUGGCUUCAAAAUCACGGAGCUUCUGUCUGUUUGGAUCCGACUGAAUUUCAAUUUCUUUUUUACUAAUCACCUUCGAAUUUUCGAAUUUCAAACGACAACGCGCCAGUUCGCGGUUACUAAUGAUACGGCCAUAAUUAAUAGUAACGCUACUGUAACCCCAGAUCUAUCGAGGGGGUAUGUUCGAACCUGCAAAAGGGCAUUAAGGAGAGAAUGGAACAGAGAAUAUAAUCGGACGUUCGGUUAUUUAGUCUAUUGCCAAUUUUCGAAGUGUCGAAAAAUACAGGAUCAAGAUCCGCGUAAUCAUAGAAGAUUUUUAUAAUUUUCAGUGUAAAUGUUUUGAAAUAUACUUAAGGAAAAUUAUCACAAAUAUUGUGAUUAGAAUAAGUAUAAAUCGGUCUCAUAUUUCUGAAUUCAGA